AAAAUACGUUUAUCCAGCUAAUUAAAUUCUCUGGGGUUGCUGCUGGAGAAGCCUGUACUAUUGUAUUACGGGGGGCUACGAACCAAUUAUUAGACGAGGCAGAGAGAUCUUUACACGAUGCAUUAAGUGUACUGACACAGACUGUAAAAGAAACACGUACCGUUCUCGGUGGUGGUUGUUCUGAAAUGCUUAUGUCUAAAGCAGUUGAAGAAAUAGCUGUGACAACAGCUGGUAAGAAAGCUAUUGCCGUGGAAUCUUUCGCGAAGGCUUUGAGACAGAUUCCCACCAUUUUGGCUGAUAAUGCUGGUUAUGACAGUGCAGAUCUUGUCGCCAGAUUGCGUGCUGCGCAUUAUGAGGGAAAGUCUACAUUUGGAUUAGAUAUGACGAACAAUACUAUUGGAGAUAUGCGAGAAAUUGGAAUUACAGAAUCAUACAAACUUAAACGCCAAGUGUUACUUAGUGCAUCAGAAGCUGCAGAGAUGAUUUUACGUGUUGAUGAUAUUAUUCGAUGUGCACCAAGGAGACGAGAACAAUAA
Messenger RNA from Cetraspora pellucida, 536 nucleotides. The record is from the annotation of a GenBank genome assembly. Lineage: Eukaryota; Fungi; Glomeromycota; Glomeromycetes; Diversisporales; Gigasporaceae.